This is a messenger RNA of Toxotes jaculatrix (banded archerfish), 972 nucleotides long. It is a transcript of the gene sox32, whose product is annotated as SRY-box transcription factor 32. Bases 1 to 972 code for a protein of 323 amino acids. The record is from RefSeq and is a predicted model, not a curated record. Gene Ontology annotation, molecular function: DNA-binding transcription factor activity, RNA polymerase II-specific; RNA polymerase II cis-regulatory region sequence-specific DNA binding. Gene Ontology annotation, biological process: cell differentiation; anatomical structure morphogenesis; regulation of DNA-templated transcription. NCBI's taxonomy places the organism in Eukaryota, Metazoa, Chordata, Actinopteri, Toxotidae. The transcript is spliced from 2 exons.
AUGCGUUUCAGCCACGACCCAGCAGCUUUCCAGCUUUGCGCAAGCAGCUCCAUGUUUGAAAGCGAAGAUUCCGGCUCGGCAGACGGGGAGCAGAUGGCCGAGAUGCGCUCCCCGAGUUCAGGGCCCUCCAGCCCGCUGUCCGUGAACUCGGACUCCAGCUGCACCAGUCCUGAGGCUAAGUCUGCCUCAACGCAGAAGAGGGUCAGAAGGCCCCUGAACGCCUUCAUCAUCUGGACCAAAGAGGAGCGCAGGCGGCUGGCACAGCUCAAUCCGGAUCUGGAGAACACGGACCUGAGCAAAAUACUUGGAAAGACCUGGAAGGCCAUGUCCUUGGCUGAGAAACGUCCCUACAUGCAGGAGGCUGAGCGUCUGAGGGUCCAGCACACCAUCGAUUAUCCCAACUACAAGUACAGACCCCGCAGGAGGAAGCAGCUGAAGAAGAGCUCCAAACCGCAGACCACAGAGGCUUCUCUCCCCUCGCUUUGCAGCUCAGGCCUCACUGUGCCCUACAACCUCACCUACCUGCUCCAGAACCAGCAGCAGACCUUCCCAAGCACGCCUGCUAACUUCACCCCUCUGCACAGCACCUACCAAAACACUCCUGUUUUUCCAGACACAGCAGCAGCAGCAGCAGAGGCCUUCUCAAAUAAGCCUGUGGUGUACUCAAAUUCGCCUGCGUACCCUGCAGAGCAUCAGUUGUAUUUUGGCAGCCAGCACGGGCACAUGCAGUACGGAUUCUCUGCAGGGCCCUAUGUGGAGCAGGGGGAGCCGAGGGUAUACAGGGACACACUGAGUCCUGCCGGGCCCUCCCUGGAGUUUUACUUGGAACAGGUUCAGCUGGACAUGCUGUACGAUCUGGACCGCAGCGAGUUCGAACAGUAUCUGGGUCCUCCUUCACACAGGCCUGAGUCAGUAGAUCCCAGCAGCUACUGUCAGCAGAGCAGCCACAGAGAGGGACGCUCACUGUCAUAA